CUGGUUACAGCUUACUCGUCCAAACUGAAAGCGGGGCACAUUUUUCUGAAGAAAACGGUGUUUGGCUUAAGGCUUAAACCUCGUAAACCCUUUCCAUGGCCGCCCUGAAGCUCCUCCUCUCCUCCGCUCGCCGUCACUGCCUCUCAAACCCUCACUCCCGUCUCCACCCAUCUCCAUUUCUAAGCUACCACAGAUCCCUAAGCUCCGAAUCCGACCCAAACCCGAAUCAGAACCCUCCGCAGCCUCCUAGACGCCAACCCGUGCCGGUCGAACCCGUUUCUUACACUCUCAAACCCAAAGAGCAAUCCCUACCCGAUCCAGAUGCGACUCCCCAAGCAGCACCAACAUUACCGCCGCCUCCACAAAGCCCCGGUGACUCGCCCAACUCAUCGAGUCAGGACACUCGCGCCACCUGGACCCGUGAAGAGGCGCGUUUCAUCAGGGAUGUUCCAUCUAUAUCUCCGGUAUCGUACCCGGUGAAAGUUGCUCCCUUACCGGAAGAUAGGGUCGCGGAGGAGAGCGGAGGUGGCGAAGGCGGAGCUGAAAAGGAUGUGGAUGGCGUGAAGGACUUGGAGGGAGAGAAGAGGAGGAUCGAGGCCGAUGGUCGGAUGAGGAGGAGGCUUUUUAGGGUUCCUGAGGAGGAGGUGGUGGUUCCUUUUCCCGCGUUGAUUAAGGUUGAGAAGAAGGAGAGCAAAUCUAUUCUCGAGGUCAUGGACGCAAUUCGCCAAGUCAAGGCUAAUGCCCAGUGCAAAUUUGAUGAAACUGUUGAAGCUCAUGUACAAUUGGGUAUUGAUGCGAAGCGAAAUGCGGUUCGUGGUAACAUGACUUUGCCGCAUGGUAGUGGGAAGGUUGUCAGGGUUGCUUUCUUUGCUGAAGGCUCAGAUGCAGAAGAAGCUAGAGCUGCAGGAGCAGAUAUUGUUGGCGGUGUUGAACUGGUUGAGGAAAUUGCAAGCAGUCAUAAGCUCAAUGUUGACAAGUGUUUUGCUACAAAUGAAAUGAUUAUGCGCCUGGCAAAGAUUGCAAGAAUUCUUAGAGAGCGUGGUUUGAUGCCUGACCGUAAACUAGGUACUGUCACCAAUGACAUUACUGGAGCACUGCAGAAGGUAAGACAAGGUCAUAUUGAGUAUAGAAUGGACAGAACAUCAAUUGUACAUGUGGGACUUGGAAAGGUGAGCUUCACGGAGGAGUAUCUGCAAGAGAACAUUGGUGCAUUUAUGAGUUCUCUUUUGCUGGCUAAGCCUACAGGUUUAAAAAAGUCUUCCAAAUAUGCGGGGUAUAUUAACUCGUUCCAUAUAUGUAGCACGAUGGGUCCAGGAUUCCCGGUUUCAAUACAGUCAUUGUCCAAAGCUGCAGAUCACUACAAUAAAGUGCACCUCAAGGCUUAAGUGACGUGAUUUGUUAACAUUUCCAACCAAGCUCAAAGGUUCAGCAUUUACUCUAUUAGUCUUUUACUCUUUUAGGUAGCGACGGCUCUCCUUGUCUCUCUCGGAGCGGGAUGUGGAUUGACUAAAUUGGAAUACUAUAUUGACGGGUUUCCGUGAAUCUGCAAGCCGUCCGAGUGUUAUUGCAAAUGGCAUUUCGCUCUACUGCUUCACAUCAUCACGAUCUUCGUGUUUCCCUGCAAUGUGUGUGUUUUUUUUUUUUUUUUGGGUCUUUUGAAUUUUUCUCUUCGUUAUUUAUUUGUAUAAAUUUUACCGUUACAAUCUUCUAAAAUAGAUGUUCCAUGAUUUUGAUGUGCGGCACGUUAUCGCAACUUCUCGAUUUGGACGAGGAUGUUCAGCAUACUCCUGUGUAAAUGCAAUGAUGUUCUGUGACUAUAUGGAAAACGUGGAGGCGACACGGGUCCUCAUUCGUCACUAGGAACUUGCUACCUGAUCCGAACUUGAUCUGUUAAAUUUAACGGGUAGUAUGAAACAAUCCAUUACCCGUUAAAGAAAGUAUAUUGUACUUCAAUAAAUAAUAAAAUGAAAAACAUUAAUACUAA
Molecule: messenger RNA, 1984 nt
Organism: Pyrus x bretschneideri (Chinese white pear)
Lineage: Eukaryota; Viridiplantae; Streptophyta; Magnoliopsida; Rosales; Rosaceae
Product: 50S ribosomal protein L1-like
Exons: 10
Coding region: 96-1385 (429 amino acids)
Source: RefSeq, a predicted model, not a curated record